UGUCCCUUUCACUGGGGGCAGAAGCACCAAAAAGAAGCCAGUACAUCUGGAAAACAGGUGUAUGGGGUGGAUGUGUGGCCAAUGAUUGUGGUUCAGUUGGGCUCCAGAGUCGCUCGGUGUGGUGUGUCCAUUCUGAAGGCUGGAGCACACAUCAAUCCAACUGCUUUCCAUCUGAUCGCCCACCGCACCAGAGAGCGUGUGUGAAGAUGUGUGAGUGGCAAAAGGAUCUGUUUGAGUGGCGCUUGUCUCCUUGGGGUCCCUGCACCCCGAGUCCUCUCCACCCAGCCAAUCGAUGUGUGACCGCUCAGCGUGGAGUACAAAACCGAGGUGUGGUGUGUGUGAAGCGUACUAACGGCACCACGGUGAGCCAACAUGUGUGUGAAGCGUUUUCUGCAGUGCCGGAACGAGAACAGGCGUGUUUGUUACCCUGCCCAAUCGACUGCAUCGUCUCCGCCUUCACCCACUGGUCCACCUGCAGCCGCACCUGCGGGUCGGCCCUCCAACAGCGCACCAGACACGUGCUGGCAGCGCCCCUGUAUGGAGGAGCAGACUGUCCCAGCCUCACCCAGACACGUCCCUGUAACCAUGACAACGCCCACCCUGCUCUCUGUCCCUCUGACCAACAGGAAUACAGUUACAGUUUGUGGGUGGGGCCCUGGAGCCCUUGCAGACUUAAAGGGACAGCACCUGUUGGAAAGACAACGGUGGACUUUGGUUUUGAACUUGAUGGGAAAAAAACAGUCAAAGCUUCAUACACCAUCAAACGUCACACUGAGAAUAAUUAUCACCAAAACCAUUAUGAUGAAAGAGGCCACAAAGUAUCCUGGGAAAUAACCAUUGGCUAUCAGACACGGCAACUGCGCUGUACAAGGAGUGAUGGGAAGAAUGCCAUGCUAAGCCUUUGCGACCAUGACAACAACCCCGUGAACUUUCGUUCAUGUGUGAUGCCCAGAGACUGUAGAGUGUCUGAUUGGUCGCAGUGGAGUCUGUGUUCAAAGACGUGUCGGACAUCUGAUCAAUCACCUGGCUUCAGAUUCAGGAGUCGCAGGCUAAAGAGAGCAGCCAUUGGUGGAGGAGAGCCAUGCCCCGCCCUGGAGGAAAAAGCAAACUGUAAUGUUUUGGAAGACACACUGCCACUGUGCCCAAGGUAUGAGUGGAGGGUGACCAAUUGGAAGGCAUGCCAGGUGACCUCACUUUUGAGUCAGCAGGACCAUCACCAUAGCAAUACCAGCAUCCUGUGUGGAGGUGGGAUCCGGACCCGAGAGGCAUAUUGUGUCAGGAUCCAUGACAGCACAGUACUGUCCCAUAGUAAGAACACUGUUUUCGAUAGUUAA
Messenger RNA from Sinocyclocheilus rhinocerous, 1334 nucleotides. Its product is annotated as thrombospondin type-1 domain-containing protein 7B-like. The coding region runs from base 207 to 1334 and encodes 375 amino acids. Lineage: Eukaryota; Metazoa; Chordata; Actinopteri; Cypriniformes; Cyprinidae. The record is from RefSeq and is a predicted model, not a curated record. The transcript is spliced from 4 exons.